UCUCAUUCUCUGCGCCUAGUCUUGGCUGGCCAGCCUUGAAGCCGAGGCAAGCUCGGGUCUCUCUCCCUCUCUAUCUGCCGCCGCCGCCGCCUCUCUUGCCUCGGCCCCCGCCAUCCGCGAUCCUUCUCUCUCUCAUUCUCUCUCUCUCCGGGCGGCGGCGGCAGAAGGAGGAGAAGGAGGAGAAGGAGAAACCGGAGAGAGGAGGAAAGUAGCCACGGAGAAGGAGGAGGAGGAGAAGCCAGAGAGGAGGAGAAGCCGCGGAAAAGGAGGAGAAGGAGGAGAAGCCGGGGAGAGGAGAAGAGAAGCCGCGGAAAAGGGGGAAGAGAAGGAGGUGGAGAAGCCGGGGAGACCCUCUUUCAUUCCGGGGAGAGAAAAGAGAGAAGCCACUGAAAAGGAGGAGGAGAAGCUGGAGAGAGGAGAAGAGAAGCCACUGAAAAGGAGGAGAAGGAGGAGAAGCCGGAGAGAAGAGAGACAAGCCACUGAAAAGGAGGAAUAGGAGGAGCCCUUGAGCCCGGCGGCUGCUGCUGCCGCUACUACGCCGCCUGCGAUGCCGGACUAACAAGGCGGAAGGGAAUAUAGAUCUAUCUCUUGUUUAUUUUUCCCCCCUUGCCAAUCUGGCUUUGAGUCCUGGAGGAAGAAGAGGAGGAGGAAGAGGAAGGAUUGCCCACCUUUUUCCACCUAUGCUCAGGAGAAGCAGCCAAAGAAGAGGAGGAAGGAAGGAAGAACCCUCAACGUGGAGGAUAAGCUCCAGUCCAGGAUCGGUGCUUUGAAAACAAAAAAUCAUUCGGAGUUCUGACAUCAUCCAUCUCUUUCCUCAGCGCCGCUUUAGGAAUACAAAAAGCAUUACUAUUUUUUGUCAACCAUGUCGGGAGACAUGUGGAGAUGGACCUGCCUGGUCUUGCACCUUCUCCUCUGUGCUAAGACGUUGCCUUCGGUUGCCAGGCAGCAGACUUCUCACCCAAAGAGACCCUUCCUCAACUUCACUGUGGACAUGGCAGAAGUCUACUUCAACCACUUGGUGGUAGAUGAAAGAAGAGGAAGCAUUUACUUGGGGGCCAUCAACUGGAUCUAUAAACUCUCGGAGGACCUGGAGGUCCAGGCGUCCCAUCAGACGGGCCCGGAUAGUGACAACCCAAAGUGCUACCCUCCCAAGGUGGUCCAGCCUUGCAACGAACCCUUGAUAUCAACCAACAACAUCAACAAAAUGCUCCUCAUUGACUACAAAGAGAACAGGUUGAUCGCCUGUGGGAGUUUAUACCAGGGCAUUUGCAAAAUCUUUCGGCUGAAUGACCUCUUCAAGCUGGGUGAACCUUUCCACAACAAGGAGCACUACCUCUCCGGGGUGAACGACAGUGGCUCUGUUUUUGGAGUGAUUGUCUCCUACCACAAUAUGGAUGACAAGUUGUUUAUUGCCACUGCAGUGGAUGGGAAACCAGAGUAUUUCCCAACCAUCUCCAGCCGGAAGCUGCCCAAGAACUCGGAAGCAGAAGGGAUGUUUGCUUAUGUCUUCCACGAUGAGUUUGUGGCCUCCAUGAUCAAGAUCCCGUCAGACACAUUCACCAUAAUCCCAGACUUUGACAUAUACUACAUCUAUGGCUUCAGCAGUAGCAACUUUGUCUAUUUUUUGACCCUUCAGCCUGAGAUGAUUUCUCCACCAGGUUCCACCACCAAAGAGCAGGUCUAUACCUCCAAGUUGGUCCGCCUGUGCAAGGAAGACACGGCCUUCAACUCUUAUGUGGAAGUGCCCAUCGGCUGUGAGAAGAAUGGGGUGGAAUACCGAUUGCUUCAGGCGGCUUACUUGUCCAAGGCGGGGUCCAUCUUGGCCAGGUCUUUGGGCAUCAGGCCAGAGGAUGAUAUCCUGUUCACCAUCUUCUCCAAGGGGCAGAAGAGGAAAAUGAAGUCUUUGGACGAGUCGGCUCUUUGCAUUUUUGUUCUGAAGAGGAUCAACGACCGUAUCAAAGAGAGGUUGCAGUCCUGCUACAGGGGCGAAGGCACGUUGGAUCUGGCCUGGCUGAAAGUGAAGGACAUUCCCUGUAGCAGUGCACUGUUAACGAUUGAUGAUAACUUCUGUGGCCUGGACAUGAAUGCCCCACUUGGAGUAUCUGAGAUGGUGCGAGGACUCCCCAUCUUCACAGAGGACCGGGAUAGGAUGACAUCCGUCAUUGCUUACGUCUACAAGAAUCACUCGUUGGCUUUCGUGGGCACCAAGAGUGGCAAGCUGAAAAAGAUUCGCGUAGAUGGUGUCGUCAAAGGUGCCCUUGAGUAUGAGAUCGUUCAAGUGGUGGAUUCCGGUCCCGUUUUGCGAGACAUGGCCUUCUCCGUGGAUCACAAGUAUCUGUACAUCAUGUCUGAGAAACAGCUUACCCGAGUGCCAGUGGAGUCAUGUGGACAAUACAAGAGCUGCAGCGAGUGCCUGGGUUCAGGGGACCCCCACUGUGGAUGGUGUGUGCUCCAUAAUACGUGUACAAGGAAGGAGCAGUGCGAACGGUCCACUGAACCCCGGAGGUUUGCCUCAGAGAUGAAGCAAUGUGUCCGCCUCACUGUGCACCCCAACAACAUCUCAGUCUCCCAGUACAGUGUGAUGUUGGUUUUGGAGACGUACAAUGUGCCUGAGUUGUCGGAUGGGGUCAACUGCACUUUUGGGGACUUGUCGGAAAUGGAUGGCGUGGUGAUGGGGAACCAGAUUAAGUGCCAGUCACCGGCGGCCAAGGAGGUGCCAAAGAUCAUCACAGAGAAUGGAGACCAUCACAUUGUCCAACUUCAGCUGAAAUCCAAGGAAACAGGCAUGACUUUUGCUAGCACCAGUUUCGUAUUCUACAACUGCAGUGUCCACAAUUCGUGCCUAUCCUGCGUGGAAAGUCCAUACCGGUGUCACUGGUGCAAAUACCGGCAUGUUUGCACUCACGACCCCCGGAAUUGCCAUUUUCUGGAAGGACGGGUCAAGCUUCCAGAGGACUGCCCCCAGCUACUCCACACCAAUAAGAUUUUGGUUCCUGUGGAAGUGGUCAAACCCAUCACGCUCAAGGCCAAGAACUUGCCCCAGCCCCAAUCGGGCCAGCGGGGCUACGAGUGCAUCAUCAACAUCCAAGGCAAUGAGAAGAGGGUGCCAGCCUUGCGGUUCAACAGUUCCAGCGUCCAAUGCCAGAACACUUCAUAUUCCUAUGAGGGGAUGGAGAUUAACAGCCUGCCAGUGGAGCUGACAGUGGUGUGGAAUGGGAAUUUCAACAUUGACAACCCAGCACAGAACAAAGUCCACUUGUAUAAAUGUGGAGCUAUGCGAGACAGUUGUGGCCUGUGCCUGAAAGCAGAUCCAGAUUAUGAAUGUGGAUGGUGUGAAGACAUGAAUCAGUGUACGCUGAAGCAGCAUUGCCUCCUCAUAGAGAACCGGUGGCUGGAGCUCUCAGCAACUGGGGGCAAGUGCACCAACCCCAGGAUCACAGACAUCACUCCCAAUAGGGGUCCCAGAGAAGGAGGGACCCGAGUGACCAUCCGGGGAGAAAACCUUGGCCUGGAGUUCAGAGACAUUGCCUUCCGAGUCCGAGUCGCUGGCGUGGAGUGCGAGCCCUUAGUGGACGGAUACAUCCCAGCAGAGCAAAUUGUGUGUGAGAUGACCGAGGCCAAACUUAGCCAACAUGCUGGAUAUGUGGAGAUUUGUGUGGCCACGUGUAAGCCGGAAUUUAUGGCCAGAUCUUCUCAGUUCUACUACUUUACGGUUCUAACGCUUUAUGAUUUAAGUCCAGAUCAAGGUCCACUAUCAGGAGGCACACAAGUCACCAUCCGGGGCAAAAACCUAAAUGCCGGCAGCAAUGUCUCGGUGAUGUUUGGGCAGCACCCAUGCAUUUUUCACUGGAGGAAUGCCGACUCCAUCAUCUGCAAUACCACAGCUUUCACCAACAGCUUGGAGAAAAGCAUGGUGGAUGUGACUGUGAAAGUGGAUAAAGCUAUCUUGCAUAUGGAACUGGAGAAGCCCAAAUCACACAAGGAACUGAAGUUUAAAUACGUGGAGGAUCCAACCAUUUUGAGGAUUGAGCCAGAGUGGAGCAUAGUCAGUGGAAAUACACCCAUUACAGUAUGGGGGACCAAUCUGGACCUGAUCCAAAACCCUCAGAUCCGGUCAAAGUACGGUGGGAAGGAACACAUCAAUGUUUGUGAAGUCCAGAAUGACACGGAGAUGGUCUGCCAGGCACCAGCCUUAGCUAUUGACCCAAAUAACCUGUCUGACCUCACCGAGCGACCGGAGGAGUUUGGCUUCAUCUUGGACAAUGUCCAGUCCUUGCUGAUCCUCAACAAAACCAACUUCACCUACUAUCCAAAUCCUGUCUUUGAGGCUUUCAACCCCUCUGGGAUUUUGGAGCUGAAACCGGGGACUCCUAUUAUAUUAAAGGGCAAGAACCUGAUUCCACCUGUAGCAGGAGGGAAUGCCAAGCUGAAUUAUACAGUGCUCAUUGGGGAAAAGCCAUGUGCAGUUACAGUAUCUGAUGUGCAGCUCCUGUGCGAGGCCCCAAAUCUCACGGGACGGCAUAAAGUGAUGGCUCGUGUGGGAGGGAUGGAGUUUUCCCCUGGGACAGUGAACAUCUCUCCAGACAGCCCACUCAGUUUGCCUGCCAUUGUUGGCAUUGCCGUGGCGGGUGGGCUCCUCAUCAUCUUCAUUGUGGCUGUGCUGAUUGCCUACAAGCGCAAGUCCCGGGAGAGUGACCUGACCCUCAAGCGGCUCCAGAUGCAGAUGGACAACCUGGAAUCCCGAGUGGCUUUGGAAUGCAAGGAAGCUUUUGCAGAACUUCAGACUGACAUCCAUGAGCUGACAAGUGACCUUGAUGGAGCUGGCAUUCCAUUUCUCGAUUACCGGACAUAUACGAUGAGAGUUCUUUUCCCAGGCAUUGAAGAUCAUCCUGUGCUAAGAGACCUGGAGGUCCCUGGAUAUCGGCAGGAUCGGGUGGAGAAAGGUCUGAAGCUCUUUGCUCAGCUCAUCAACAACAAAGUCUUCCUUCUGUCCUUCAUUCGGACCCUGGAGUCCCAACGCAGCUUCUCCAUGAGAGACCGUGGCAACGUGGCCUCCCUCAUUAUGACAGUGCUGCAAAGCAAGCUGGAAUAUGCCACAGAUGUCCUCAAACAACUCCUGGCUGACCUCAUAGACAAAAACCUGGAGAGCAAAAACCACCCCAAGUUGCUACUUCGGAGGACAGAAUCUGUUGCUGAGAAGAUGCUCACAAAUUGGUUCACCUUCUUACUCUAUAAGUUCCUCAAGGAAUGUGCAGGUGAGCCCCUUUUCUCCCUGUUUUGUGCCAUCAAGCAACAAAUGGAGAAGGGACCAAUUGAUGCCAUCACCGGAGAAGCCCGAUACUCCCUCAGUGAAGACAAGCUCAUACGGCAACAGAUAGACUACAAGACCUUGGUCCUGAGCUGUGUGAACCCUGAUAACGUGAACAGCCCUGAGAUCCCUGUGAAGAUCUUGAACUGUGACACCAUCAACCAGGUCAAGGAGAAGAUCCUUGAUGCCAUCUUCAAGAAUGUACCUUGCUCCCAUCGGCCCAAAGCUGCCGACAUGGAUCUAGAAUGGCGACAAGCGAGUGGAGCCAGGAUGAUCCUCCAGGAUGAGGACCUCACCACCAAGAUUGAGAAUGACUGGAAGAGACUCAAUACUCUUGCUCACUAUCAGGUGCCUGAUGGUUCAGUGGUAGCUCUGGUCUCCAAGCAAGUCACAGCCUACAAUGCAGUCAACAAUUCCACUGUCUCCAGGACUUCUGCUAGCAAGUACGAAAACAUGAUCCGCUACACGGGAAGCCCAGAUAGCCUGCGUUCCCGGACACCCAUGAUUACGCCUGAUCUGGAAAGUGGGGUCAAGAUGUGGCAUCUGGUGAAGAACCAUGAACACGGAGACCAGAAGGAGGGCGACCGAGGGAGCAAGAUGGUGUCAGAGAUAUAUCUGACAAGGCUGUUAGCCACCAAGGGCACUUUACAGAAGUUCGUCGAUGAUCUCUUUGAGACAAUCUUCAGCACAGCGCAUCGUGGCAGCGCACUGCCCUUGGCCAUCAAAUAUAUGUUCGAUUUCUUGGAUGAGCAGGCAGACAAGCACAACAUCCAUGACCCUCAUGUGCGGCACACUUGGAAAAGCAACUGCUUGCCUCUAAGAUUUUGGGUGAACAUGAUCAAAAACCCACAGUUUGUCUUCGACAUCCACAAGAACAGCAUCACGGACGCUUGCCUGUCGGUGGUGGCACAAACCUUCAUGGACUCCUGUUCAACCUCAGAGCAUCGUUUGGGCAAAGAUUCCCCAUCGAAUAAGCUGCUUUAUGCCAAGGAUAUACCCAGCUACAAGAACUGGGUGGAAAGGUACUACUCAGACAUUGGGAAGAUGCCCGCUAUCAGUGACCAGGACAUGAAUGCUUACUUGGCUGAGCAGUCCCGCAUGCACAUGAAUGAAUUCAACACAAUGAGCUCGCUCUCUGAGAUCUACUCCUACGUGGGCAAGUACAACGAAGAGAUCCUCGGGGCUCUCGAUCAAGACGACCAAGCCGGGAAGCAGAAACUGGCCUACAAACUUGAACAAGUUAUAACCCUCAUGAGCAUAGACAGCUGAGAACUGCCCUACCAGGGGACAAAACAAAACAAAAAACAAAACAAAACAAAACCAAGCCGUGCCUCAGUCAAGAACAUCCUCUUUACCAAGUGCAAGUUUCUGAUUGGCCGCCGAGCAGGGUCACCCGAACGGUUCGCGACCCCUCUGCCGCGUACCUGCCGAACCAAUGGAUGCCAAGCAACUCAAGGGACAUCUCUGUGGAGGAAUCCUAGAAUUGUGGGUACCAUUCAGGUGGACCCCCGCGCCCACAAGGUUCCCCCCUUUGCCUUCGCCCAGAGCAUCCCUUUCAUAUCGUCCGUUAACCAGUCGAGGGAGCCGUUUGGGUUUGCCUCUGUCAUGCUGCUUUAAUGGCGCUCCUUGGGCACGGAGGCCCAGGGCGUACACAAACUCAGUGUUAUGUGCAAGCUGCGCCAAGGCGGGACUUGCUCUCUUGCCUCCGGGAAUCCCGACGGAGUGGGAAUGAACUUGGCUCUUGUUUUUCCCACCCGAGCGUGCUGCUUCUCCCCCUGUCCUUGUCCCGAGAGGGGAGGACCCAACGGGACUCUCGUGGCGGGGGGACCCUUUGCUGCCAGCUGCUCUCCUGGCGCUGUGUGGAGAACAAAGAAAGCCUGCCCUUUCCCCCAUCCUCAAUCGUCAUUCAUCUCUAGCUUUGUUGGGUUUCUUUGGGUUUUUUAAUGUUCAUUUUUAUCUUUCGUCUCUGUGCCUAUCCAAUGCGUAAUUGAAAGAAAACCAGCUUUACACGCACACAUCUUUCUUCUCUGAAAGCAGGCAUGGGCUUGGAGGGGUCGGGGGAACAUAUGCUCUCAUCAUCAAACCUACAAAGAACAAAAAAAAAUCACAUUGUUGCCCCAUAAUACAUCCCAAACUUUGUAGAGGAUAUGAAGGGCAUAACACUCAACCAUUUUAGGCCUAGAAGAGGGCCUAAAAACUUCUAGUAUUUAGAAAUGGCCAUUCCAGGGCUUAAAAUAGGCCAGAGAGGGCAAACAUAUGACAAUAAUGCCCCCACAUGACAUUUGAAUGCUUUUGCAGCAUAAACAAUUUUAGUAAAUUUCCCAUUUUUAACAUUAUAGGAGGCAGUGGGCAUAAAAAACAGCUAUGGAGAACCACAAACAACCCAUAGGUCACACUUUGCCAACACCCGAACUACAGACUUUGCUAUUUCCAAUUCUAUUUUCUUUGGGUACGUUCAGAACAAGCAAGGGCAUGUAUUCCUUCUUAAGGUAGCAAUCCAGUUGCGUUUUGGGAGGUGAGGCAACCUCCUAAAUGUUGGUAUGUUGGCUCUCCUGCCUCUUCCACCACUUUUCUAACAUCACAACACUGAGCACAAUAUCUACAUCAGAGCUCAUCAAGAUUGAGUGUAGUUGGAGUGUGGUGCACUAGAACCCCAACCAAACAAUCUUUCAUGGGCAUCACUCUUUCUCCACUACUGUGGUCUCUGAAUUUCAGUGGGAACUGGAGGUCCCAUGGCAUAGGGGGGCAUCAGAGUGUCCUCCUGUCCCAUAAAGUCAUAGGGCAUCUUGAAGUGAAGGAAGGAAGGAAGGAAGGAAGGAAGGAAGGAAGGAAGGAAGGAAGGAAGGAAGGAAGGAAGGAAGGAAGGAAGGAAGGAAGGAAGGCCAGAACGUGAAGAAGGAUGUGGCAUUUUUGGUGGCAAUUGUAGCAUUGUGAGUUGCAGUGGCAACUGAUUUUGUGGUGUUUUGGAGAUACGGAGCAUUUCAAGGGCUUGCAGGCAUGUGUAGGCUUCUCUUGAGCUAAAUACUAUAGAGCACAGACUAAUCCCUUGAGAACCAACAUAAAGAAAAUGGGUCCCAACUGUGUGAGAAAUGAAGCCAACGUUCCCAGAACUUAAACCAAUAGGAAGGGGAGUUUACUGCUUGCAGUAAUGGGCAUGUGAAGUAGCUUAUGGCACGUUUCCACUCCCCAAACCCAUAAAAAUGGCAGUUGCACCUGGAAUACUUCAGUGGGUUCGUUUUCAACCAACUGGGCAGAAUACAACCAGUGUAAAGCAUAUUGUUAUUUUAACAGUGAAUGAAUUAUGCUUUUCCAAUGAUGUCAAAAAGACUUUAGAGUAUCUUGAAAGUAUCACAUUCCAGUUUGGAGGAAAAGGAAACUGAAUGGCAAGCCAUGCCUCUGCAUGUCCCUUGUAAACCUCAGAACAAAUCAUACUCAAAGCGCAUGCCUUUAAAGCUCCAUGGACACAGCCACAAACUAUAGUUGAAGUAGGCAAGAGUUAAUAUCCUUCGUCUUCACUGAUAUGCCUGUUUGGCUAUGGCCCCAUCCGCACUGCAUUAUACGCUUAAUGUAGACUCGUAUAAUGCAGUGCAAUAAAGUCUAUCUAGCUCAAAAUGCAGUGGAGCCCCCGGGGGCACAAUGGGUUAAACCCUUUUGCUGGCAGGACUGAAGACCGACAGGGUGGAGGUUAUAAUCCGGGGAGAUCACAGAUGAGCUCCCUCUGUUAGCUCCAGCUCCCCAGGCAAGGACAGAAGAGAAACUUCCCACAAGGAUGGUAAAACAUCAAACAUCCGGGUGGUAUACAAAUGAAG
Molecule: messenger RNA, 9117 nt
Organism: Anolis sagrei ordinatus
Lineage: Eukaryota; Metazoa; Chordata; Lepidosauria; Squamata; Anolidae
Gene: PLXNA4
Product: plexin A4
Biological process (GO): negative regulation of cell adhesion; semaphorin-plexin signaling pathway involved in axon guidance; positive regulation of axonogenesis
Cellular component (GO): semaphorin receptor complex; plasma membrane
Molecular function (GO): protein binding; semaphorin receptor activity
Source: RefSeq, a predicted model, not a curated record